GCAUCCUGAAUGUUUACAAACCUAUAAUUGGUCUUAUAGACCAUUGAGCGUGCUCGUGACAUCAUCAACCCGCGUCAAGGUUUUCUUGUUAUCAUCCUACUUGUUAUCUCGAAUAUUUGCCUGGAUAAAACAAAUGUCAACAGAGCCUCCAGCAGUGAAUGAGGUCUAGAGUUGUUUUGGAGCAGCCCUCCAUCUGGAGCCAAGAUGGGCCAGCAGUUUUCUGGCCAGGCAGUGACCAGACUCCCUGAGAAACUGAUCAAACAUGUGGGGCUAGUGCGUGACAGUGGCUACCUCACCUAUGAUGAGUUCUUGGGUCGUGUGGCAGAGCUCAACGAUGUAACUGCUAAACUAGCCUCUGGACAAAAUAAACAUCUUUUGUUUGAAGUACAGCCGGGAUCUGAUGCAACAGCGUUAUGGAAGGUUUCUGUGAGAAUAGUGUGCACCAAGAUUAACAAGGAGGAUGGAAUGGUGGAGGCCUCCCGUAUUAUGAAUCUGUACCAGUUUAUCCACCUCUACAAAGACAUCACCAGUCAGGCAGCUGAAGUAUUUUGUUCAGAGGCUGCAGCAGAGGGAUCCUCUGGACCGCUGUCAUCAGAAGACACCUGCCAGGCCAGCAUGUGGAUGGGCAGGGUGAAACAGUUGACUGAUGAGGAAGAAUGCUGUAUCUGCAUGGAUGGGAAAGCAGACCUUAUUCUGCCCUGUGCACACAGCUUCUGUCAGAAGUGCAUUGACAAGUGGAGCGGUCAGAGCCGAAACUGCCCCGUCUGCCGGAUUCAGGUGACUGCCGCUAAUGAAUCAUGGGUCAUGUCAGAUGCUCCCACGGAGGAAGAUAUAGCUGGGUACAUUCUCAAUCUAGCGGAUGAAGCCGGGCACCCACACAGACCUUAAAAUGAAGCACUGUGCCACUGUCAUACUCACUGUCUCCCCAUAGCAGAUGACCUUCUUUAAACAGUUAUUUCAUAGGGUGACUGUGGGUAUUUGUUGCACUAUAUAGUGUCACUCACUGGAGGCAAUAACUGCUGAGUUU
Messenger RNA from Sinocyclocheilus rhinocerous, 1027 nucleotides. It is a transcript of the gene rnf141, whose product is annotated as ring finger protein 141. Gene Ontology annotation, biological process: protein autoubiquitination. The transcript is spliced from 6 exons. Lineage: Eukaryota; Metazoa; Chordata; Actinopteri; Cypriniformes; Cyprinidae. The record is from RefSeq and is a predicted model, not a curated record. Gene Ontology annotation, molecular function: ubiquitin-protein transferase activity. The coding region runs from base 205 to 888 and encodes 227 amino acids.